This is a messenger RNA of Ostrinia furnacalis (Asian corn borer), 282 nucleotides long. RefSeq names its product 40S ribosomal protein S3a-like. Gene Ontology annotation, biological process: translation. The transcript is spliced from 2 exons. Bases 64 to 267 code for a protein of 67 amino acids. Gene Ontology annotation, molecular function: structural constituent of ribosome. Gene Ontology annotation, cellular component: ribosome. The record is from RefSeq and is a predicted model, not a curated record. Lineage: Eukaryota; Metazoa; Arthropoda; Insecta; Lepidoptera; Crambidae.
AAUAAUGUUUGACGGCUGACGGGCAUAAACAAAAAAUAGUCUUUCCAAAGUUUGUGUGUGAACAUGGCGGUCGGUAAAAAUAAAGGCCUCUCGAAAGGCGGAAAGAAAGGUGUUAAGAAGAAGAUUGUAGACCCGUUCACACGCAAGGACUGGUACGAUGUCAAGGCACCGUCGAUGUUCAACAAGAGACAAGUCGGCACGACCCUCGUCAACCGUACUCAGGUAAAUUAUCAUAAAUUUUUGACUAACCUCAAAACGUUAUGUUGAACUUGUAUCGCGUGG